GCCGGUCCGGCGUGCCUUCAGCGCGCAUGCGCGGCCGCGGCGGGCAGCGUGCCGGGCUCGCGGCGGCGUGGGCGCGCGCGCGGGAGCGGCGGAGGUAGUUGGUCCCCGCGGUUGCUAUGGAGAGCGGGGGAGAGGGGGGCGCGUGACCGCGGCCCCGCCCUUCUCCUCGGGGUCUCGCCAACGAAUCAUUUUUUCUUCCUGGAUGUGACAAAUUGUCAUCUGUGUUCAAUGGGUCUACGAAUUCACUUUGUGGUUGACCCUCAGGGUUGGUGCUGCAUGGGCCUCAUUAUCUUUGUCUGGCUGUACAACACGAUCUUCAUUCCCAAAGUCAUCCUUUUUCCUCACUAUGAAGAGGGACAUAUUUCAGCUAUGGCAGUUUUGUGUUAUUACUUUUGCUCGUUGUUUUGUAUAACUUCGUUACUAAGAGCCUCAAUAGCUGAUCCAGGAAAACUACCUGAAAACCCAAAGAUACCACUUACAGAACGAGAAUUUUGGGAAUUAUGUAACAAAUGCAACAUGAUGAGACCAAAGCGCUCCCACCAUUGUAGCCGUUGUGGACAUUGUGUUAGGAGGAUGGAUCACCACUGCCCAUGGAUUAAUAAUUGUGUUGGUGAAGACAAUCAUUGGCUGUUUUUACAAUUAUGUUUCUACACUCAGAUUCUUAGUUCCUAUACGUUGAUACUUGAUUUCUGCCAUUACUACUACUUCUUGCCACUGAAAAAAGAUAACUGGGAUGUUUUUGUAUAUAGACAUGAACUUGCUCUUCUAAGAAUAUCUGCCUUCAUGGGUCUAAUAAUACUAGGUGGAAUAAGUGGACUCUUUUACACUCAGCUAAUGGGUAUUUUCACUGACACUACAAGUAUAGAAAAAAUGUCAAACUGUUGUGAAGACAUAUCGAGGCCCCGAAAGCCAUGGCAGCAGACCUUCUCAGAAGUUUUUGGCACUCGCUGGAAGAUCCUGUGGUUUAUUCCUUUCAGGCAGAGGCAACCACUGCGAGUUCCCUACCACUUUGCCAAUCAUGUCUAAACAGAUGGAUGGUGGGCACAGAUGGGUCCUCCAUGUUGGAAGUGUGUUGCAGGUUUUAUGAUAAUAGGACUAUGACAGUCCUCAAGUCAAUUAAAAUCCACCCACCAAUCUUAGUCAUCAUAGUGUGCCCCAGGCUUUAUUUUAAUAGUGAUCUAGAUUCUGUUGCGGGAUUAAUACAAGUUAUAUGUUUAAUUUAAAGCAUAUUUAAUUUCAGAUUAGUUUUCUAAAGGUGUUUCUUUAGUGUUUGACAAUGAUAACAAAAACAAAUGACUGGAAUGGAGUCUUACUCUAUUUGUUUGGUACUGGCCAUUUUGAUCUUUUUUUUCUUUGGUAGGACACACUGAAGUUUACCUUGAUUGUUAGUGUUCCCACUAAGUAGUUUCAUGCUGCAUUUAAUUUUUUUACUGUUUUUACCAAUACAUGGGUCUAGAUAGUGUGCAGGUCAUUUUUCUGGUAAAUGUGUGUAACAUUCCCUGCUACUCCUGUUUAUUUAUGAUGCACAAUACUAAUCAUGCAGCACUGCUCUAUAAAAAGGUGACAUCUGAAACUGGGGCAGACUUCUCUUACAUAUUUCUUAGAAAAGUUUUUAUAAAUACACACACACAUAUAUAUAGAUAUGUAUAGAUGGAGAGAUCUUACAUCUGAAGUUAUCUUUUUCUAUACAAAGGAUCAUUCAUGUCCCUAUGUCAACAAAAGCUAUGAAAUGUUCUAUGGUAAAAUAUGCAGAUAGUAAGCAUGUUUUCCCCCUUUUUCCCAAGGAUUUCUUUGCAAUAAUUCAACAGAGAAGCUGUAUAGUGCAAAUAUUAGAAUGCAUAUACUUUUUAAAACAGCUGAUUUAAUUAGCAUAAUAUGCCGUAGAGAAUAGUAUAUAGUCAUUAAAGUUAUGCAUUUUAUAUUUUCUUUUGUUUAGUCAUGACUGGCUGGAAUUAAGAUUGUUUUUAGGUGCUUAUAAAUGGGAAACAUAAAAAUAUUUUAAAAUACUUCUAUAUAAAUAAAGAUAUUUGCUAUUAACAUGUACAGUAAUGUAUUUUAGCUGAUUUAAUGGGGUACUACGUUGAUGUAUGAUAGCUUUAUAUUCUUGUUGUGGGCCCUUUCUUCAUGGAAGUAAUCAACCAAAGACAGCAUUCUUAAGAUUAAAUCUGGUAAAAUGACAGUGAUUCACAAAGUAUUGCCUUUGUUUUGCUGGGUCUGGAAAUAUUAUGUGAUAUAUUAUUCUGUGUCUGGACGAAUAUCAGCAUGAGAUGUUUGUGAUUCUUGAAAGUUUUAUGAGAAUAUUUAUGAGAAAUUUUUAUGAGAAAUUCACAGCUGAGAUUUUUCAAGUUACGCUGCUUACUAUGUUUGUUGUCUUAUCUAGCAACAGGACUAAUAUCCACCUCAAAUGACAGCCCUGCAACAUGAUAGCAAGAGGUACAAAGUCAGGAUGUACAAUACAUAGAUUGUAUUUGGAGAGAAUCAUAGUUCACUUGUGAGCAGUUCAUUCAGCAUAAAGGGCUAAAUUUGUAAUGAAUGUUAUUCAUAAUGAAUCUUUAGAUCAGCUCUUUUAAAAUCUUAAUAUUGCAUAUCUUCGGCCCACUUUCCUUUAUUAAAUUAACAGAUUUCGAUGAUGCAUUCAAAGUUCUAAAAGGGUCAUCUUAAAAAUUACUUGAUUUUAAACUUUUUUGUAAACUUCUAGCUUCUGAACCAGCUUUGCUUCCUCUGUCCUUUGAAAAUAGAUGCAAUACUUUCUUCACUUACAUUUCAAGCAUUAUGGUCAACCAUUCUUUCAGAACUUUCUGCACUGCAUUUUUAUACAUCAGUUUAGAUUUUCUUUAAGAUGGAGCGAGCAGCAAUAUUUAACCAAAGCUGGGCAUGAGCAAAGUAAAUGAAAGGGCUGAGGUAGCACUUGAAAUUCAAAAAUGCACACAUACAUUAUACAGUAGCUGCUGAAUUCUUUCUCUCUCUCUUUUUUUUUUUUUCUUUAAGAAUUCAAUUACUAUAUUCUUUGUGAAAUACCAGGGGAACAUAAGGCGUCCCCUUUGUUUUAUGUGUCAAUAUUUAAAUGUUUCAUGAUGCAAAACAGAGUUAAUUUUCUCUCAAGUUUUUCAUGGUUAUCAAUUUUCAAAGUUAGCAAAUCAUACGGCUCUGAAACCUUUCAUUAAGAGAGAGGUUCAGGAAAUUAACUGCUCUUGAUUUAUUCAUUGUGGAGCAUAUAGUUAUUCUCUGUGUUCUCAUGUAUCAUUCUUUCAGUUAAUUUAAUUACCCAUGGGGAACCAAAUCUGUAAUACAUAAUCUGCCAAAUUGUAAGAACCUUAGUUAUAACUCAUGUAUUUAAAUUUUGUAUGUGAUUUAUACAGUGAAGCAAUAGGAACAUGAAAGUGUGCUUGCUUUGUGGGAUAAAAAUCCAUGAGUAUUCCAGAUUUAAUACUGUGUACAAAUAAAAAGAAAUAAGAAACAUUAAAUCUAAUCCUGAAAUGGCUCAGAUUGGGAUUAAACAUGGUCUAGAUGUACUACAGACCAUACAUACAAACAUCCAUGAAUGUGUUUAUAUGCCUGAUUUAUAGGUAGUAUUCGUAAAGCUUUGAGCUUGGGACAUGUGCAAGUAUUUGAUCUUCUGUAGUGAUGCAUACUGUUUUAGGACUGUAGUAUGUCAGGCUAAUGUCAAAGCCCACAUACGUUCAAAUCUGGGGUAUAGCCUUUCCUCUCUUAUUCUCCAGGUGCCCUCUUUUGGCCAUAUUAUGCAAAGACAGUUCACUCUUCAGCUGAGGCAGCCCUGCUGUUACAGUUCACAGACUGCUGAAACUUUGUUAUUACACAGUGGUUAUUUGGAGCAAUAAGGACAUGAAUUGAAUGGGUGUCUGUGCUGGUGAUGAGGUUCAUGUCUGAGGACUAGGUUAUUUCUCAGAUAUGCAGACACUGCUUUGAGGCUGUCUCAGAUAAAAGUGAAACAUGUCAGAUUUUCUAGAAAAUCUUCAGAACAAGUCUACAGUCUGUAUUACUGUGUCUCUGCAUUAGGUAGGGCAACAUAGUCUGCAUCUAUCUUUGACUUUUCUUUCAAACAAUGGAUUAUAAAUUAAAAAUCUGUAAAUUCUAAAGUACUUAUUUAAACUACCCAAAGGUGAACUCUGUAGCUGAAGUACCAGGUAUACCUUCUAGUGAAUGGUGUAUAUAUAUCUUGCCAGAUUCUCACAUGAAGAUGCUAAUUUUGCAGUGUAAGGGUUCUCAAAUGUUUUUGUAUUGUUAGAUUUGGCAAAUGUCUGUCUUCCCUGUCUCCCAUUCACCCUUAACUGUAGAAACUGAUGUGUAAAGUGAUUAAAGCAGCUAUUUUACUUUUUAACCUAUUUCACUUUGGCAAUGUUUAUUCCAAUAUAGUUUCUGAAUGUGUGGAGGAGAGAAGGGAGAAGACAGAAUUUGGAAAGGCUUGAUUUCUACGAAGUGAUGAGUUUUAUUCUCUGAACACUAGGCUUCUAAACAGUAAGUUACUGAAAUCUUGAACAUUUAGCAGAUGACUGUAUCAUGUUACUUGUUUAUUAAUGUAGCAUUUCUAAAAUUGAUUCUCAGAGCUGUUGUAUCAAGAAAAGAUGUUAGACUUUUAGCAGUGAAAUUUUAGACCAGUACUUUGAAGUCUCACUUCAUUCCCUCCAGCUUUUCUUCAGUUUUUUCUGUUAGAGGAAACUGCAUUCUUAAGACAAAUUAGUGCUUGUAGUUGUUGUUCAUUUCAAAAAUCUUUUGGACAAUAUUAAUGAAUUUUGUCGUGAUAUAAUAUCCAUGUUUCGUUCAGUGUAGCGGGUGUUACCUAUGAACUUAAUAUUUGAUUUCCUGAGGAGUACAAACAGAAGCUGAAGCACUGACGAAAGAUAACCUGAAAACAUUUGAGAACAACUGGGUUUUUAUUGCAGUAUGGGAUAGUUAAUGGCAAGACUGAUAGGAAUCUGAACAGUACUAUCUUUUGCAUAAUAUCAGAGAUUUGAUAUUUCAUUUGAAAAAUCUUCAUGAAUAAAAUAAAAGAUUCUGCAUUAAAUAGUCUUUACAAACAUAUCCCCUGUUCUGUCCAUCUAAAAGGCAAGUUGCAUCAAAUUCAUUAUUGUUAGUUACAGCUGGUAGAGAAGUUGAGGUAUACAGAUGUUUUUAGGUUUGGGUAGGAUUCAUAAGUAAGAUGAAGACCUGUGGAAGAACUUAGAGGAAGGAUAGCUUUUGGACUGGGCAGCUUACUGUUUAUGUUGGAUCUGAAAAGCUGGUGAAUAUGAAGGGAAGAUUCAUAAAAGUACAGAGAAAAUUGGAGGUAGGACCAAAAGAAUUGUUUUGAUUCAGCUUUACCAAAUCAGAUGAGAUUACAAAGAGCAGGAAUUGUGCAGUUUAAAUAUGCAUGCCAUUAUUAUGUACUUCAUAUUGAAAUCUUUAAAUACUCGUCUUAAAAUUGUCCAGUUUUAUUUAGUAAAUGAUACUUUUCAGAAAGAAUGAAACCAUGUUUUUGUUUGUGCUAUAGCCAUCCACUGUAUACCUGUGUAAGCAAUGCAGAUGACAGUAUCUCAGCAGUACUGUUAAAGAGAAUCUGUGCUAUGUCAAAUUUGCAUUCAAAUGAAACGUAAGAUGGGUUUCUGGUAACCUGAAAUUGAAUUGUCAAAUUGUUUAUGUGAAAUUUUCACAUAAAAAAUCUUUAUAUAAGGCAUUAUUUAAUUGGCCAGCCUGCCUGCCAGCAAUAGAUCACUUGUAGCACAGUGUCACUGUAACUUAGAAGAUGUAUUAUUUAAUCCUAUUGUUGUUUCUGCACACUUUGUGUUUGCCACACACUUAAUUUUGCAGCUGCUCACAAAUAAGCCACUGUAGCUUUAUUGGAACAACUGUAUCGCAAAUACAAAACUAACAGCUUAGAAGUUAAAUACUAUUGACUGGCUUCUCUCAAUUUGCUAGCUGGAAAUACCUUUUCAUUCCUUGAAGGUAUAUUCUGUAUAUGCUGCAAUCUUGAUCUUUCUGGUGAAAGAUUGUUGUUUAUCCUACGUAUGUGCCAAUCAACAAUACUGUAUCAGCACCUCUAAACUAUUCAUAAAAUAAAACCUAAGUGUACUUCCAUGGUAUGUGCCACAGAAGGAUAAGAGCUGUUUAAAGCAAUGUGGUUAUUACCACCUAGUAUUUCUCAUUCAGUCUUGUAUUAUAACAGCCUUGUUAUGUACACAAGAGUAAUAAACCAAUUGUUUUAGCAUUGUGUGUAAGAAAUACCUUUUCCUUCAGAAUCUUGCCGCUGAGGGAAUAGAAAAUUAAGUUGUCAGAAGACAAAGGUACUGUUCUGUUUUCUGCACUUCAAGAAAUUACUAGCUUUUCUUUGGCAUCAGUCUCUCAUACUUGAUGUUAAAGUCUGUAGCCAAAGAUUUGGAUCUAAUGGAGUGAUUGAACUGAAUGUUGUAUCUAUCCAGCAGUGCUAACAGACAGAAUCUUAGACAAGUUUAUAGAUGCUCAGCAAAAGUCAAAUUUAUGAGCUUCUCAGGGGGUUUCCCUUCUCGAUCCCCUCUGGGGAUUUUCCUUUUCUGCCCUCAAUAUAAAUUGCUGUUAGUUUUACCAGAUAGCAUCUUUGUAGCUCUCUAUUAGCUCUUAGCUAUGCUGACCGAUCAGUAGUGGGUAUAUCGUGCCCAUUACUGAGUCCUAAUGGGUUUAUCUCCCAGCUGCUUCAGGUUGGUGACCAGGCAAGAGGUAGCAGCUCUUUUCAUCACCUUUUCAGAUUGUCCCUUGAUUGCUCUUAGAUUUUGUGGUGUGCUAACUCAUGUAAAUUCUUGAAGAACCUUUGAAGCAGGAUGUCCCAGGUCUCUGGGAACCUAGUCUGCAUUUCCUCUCAACCGGAUGACUUGUGUAAACUUGGCUAAUUUAGUUUUCCUCUGAGUAGUUGAUUCUUAGCAUUAAAGACAUGUUUAACUCUUGUGUUAGGGAGUUAGAUUUAAAAAAUAACUUCAGUGUGUGACCCUUCAGAGGUCCUGAGUUGAAAUGCAGGUACGGUCUCCCAGAAAAUCAGAAUUAUAACAAAUUGUCAUUAUGUUCUGGAUAUGUUAUCCAGUUUAUUUGCUGUUUGACUCUUAAUAUUUCAGUAAUAUUUCUUAAAUAAGCAGUGUAAAGGAUCAAUGUAGAGUGCAAGUGAAAAUGUUUUCAAGGACCAUUUGCUUGACUUGGAAAGAAAGUCUGCUUGUGGACAGUAAUUAGUUGUGAUUUAUGUAAGAGAUUUGACUUUUCUUGGCUGUGCUUUACUACUCAUUUAGUCAGACAAAAUCACUUCUGAUGCAGUUGAAUUCUGUACCAUGGAAAAGAUGCUACUUUGAGUGAGUUCUGUUCAUCCUUCAGCUCUCAGGCACUUAUGUCUGGUGGUUCUUUUAUUGUCUUUCUCAUCAUGCACACAGCAACAUUGUCUAGUUGUAGCUUCAGUCAUGUUCAGCUCUUCUUGGCCAGAGAAGACAGUGUAGUAGAGUAGCCUGGGAGGGUAUGGAGAUGGUUGGGGUUAUUUUUUGUUUGUUUGUUUGUUUUAAUAUAUUAUUUCUGGCAUUCAGAUUCUCUGGUUCCAUUCUUUCUCAGGUUGAGAACAAGAGGUUAAUUGCUUACAGUACUGAGAUUUGGAAUCUCUUAUGGGUUUUGUGCACUGAAAUGAGAAGUUAUCACCUUUUAUAGGUUUUAAACAAAUGCUGCCUUUUUUUUUUUUUUGGUGUGAUCACAGCUGGAUAUGAACCAGCUUUCUAUAUAGCUUAAGUAUUAUUUUGUAUGUAGUGUCCAAAUUGUUUUUAUCUUGCUGUUGCCUGAGUCAGUAUCUCCCAACCUAAGCCAUUACAUGCAAUGUUCUGGUGCUGCCACAAUAAUAUUUAGCAACUGGACAUCCAUGUCUUUUACAUCAAACAUAACUUUUUCUGGUUGGUCCAGUUGGGAGACUUGAAUUCUCACAUACUUACACUUUUUAAAACUAAAUCUAAUUCCUUUGGAUCGGUCUUUAUUAAGAGACAUAAUUGUUCUCAAAUAUAUGUUUUAAGCAGUUCUUUAGAUAUUCCUGAUAAAAUUAUUGAUUAAUUAAUAAAUGCAUAUUUAUUAAAACAAGUGUAGUGUCACAACAAAAAACAUUUGACUUCUUCGGGAUAAAACCAGUAAUAAUAUCAGCAUGGCCAUUGAAAUAUAGAUGCAGUCUUCAGCUUUACAUUCAUUAGCAAAUUAUGCAUGUAAAAUACAAUGUUGAAAGUAUUUGUCAACAGAAAUUAGUACAGAUCUUAGAUUAAUUAUAUAUAGUUAUUUUAAAAUAUGCCCUUAGAAUACAAAGGCCUUACAAAGUAUAAUUUUACUGCUGUUUAAAGUUAUUUAAAGCAUUUGAGAUAUGAAAAUUCCUGCUUGGUUUGUUGUUUAUAUCAAAAUAGAAUUGCAGUUAUAACUACUACGCAGUAAAUCAGGCAUCGUAUUUUCCUGUUAGUUGUUUUAUAUAUGUAGUUUUUAAGGCUGAAGGUAGUUAAGAGUGCAGAAAUACUGGGAGUUGUCUUCUGCAUUAGCAAAGUUAAAAUUAAUAAUUAUUUUUACCCUGAUAAGUUAAAUCUAAUUCUAAAUUACUCAGUGUCAAGACUUCAAAACUGUUUAGGUGACAGAGGAUUCUUCUAGGGAUUGCUUUUGGGAAGAUUUCGAACUUCCAAAUACAGGGUCUGUUUCAGCUAUUUUUUACAGAAUCAUUACUUGAUGUUUCAGAAGGCAUUGCUCUUCAAAAAAAUUUUGUACUACUUUCACAGUGACUGAGCGUUUUGGACUUUAAGAUUUAUUGAAGACCUUGUAUCUGUGCUUUACUUUAGGGCUUGGGCUUCAGUCCUGUUGAAACUGAUGAAUGACAUUUUGUGUCUGUCUUGCUGAACUAUGACAGAAUGCUUAAAGUCAGUUCCCUUGCAACAAGGGCUUAUUAUUACCCAUAUUACUGUAAGAAUAAUUUGGCUUUACUAUAAAAUACAUGCUUUUUGAGUUAGAAGAUAUGAAAGUAAAAUUGUGAUCUAUGUGCAUUUGUAGGUGAGUCAUUAUUUCUAAGCACAUUCCCAAGUCUCACAUGCAGUAUGAUUUGUAGAUAAGAAAAUUAUCACUCUGUCUCCUUAGCAGUUUUCAAUCUAAGUGCCAGAAUAAAUUGUAUCAAGUAGCAAAUUAAUAUUAGUAUUUGUAAAUUAGCAUUCUGAAUUUUGUAUGUCACGUAAGUGUGUGAUUGUGAUUUACUAUUUUUUCCUCUAAUUUUGACUGUUCUCAAACAGUGCUGUAUAAUGUUUAUAUUUGGCUUGUACAGAAUUAUUAGUCUAACACAGGAUUGCCUGAAUGGAUGAUAUGAGGUGAAUGGCUGAACUGUACCAAAACAGGGAAACUUACUCUGAUAUUCUUUUAAUCAAAUCUAAAGGUUGAAAAGUAUCUCCAACUGAGAAACAAAGUAUUGUCUUUUUUUUUUCUUUCUUUAGUUUAUUCAUGUAGUAUUUGUUUUUCUUCUCUGAUUGAUUUACAUUCUGGAUUAUUUUUUAUUCCUAUUGAAAUUUAUUACAUACUGUAUUUCUAGAAAUUUUAUUUUUAAAUAAAAAAAUCUAGGUUUCUCUUUUC
Molecule: messenger RNA, 9570 nt
Organism: Dromaius novaehollandiae (emu)
Lineage: Eukaryota; Metazoa; Chordata; Aves; Casuariiformes; Dromaiidae
Gene: ZDHHC21
Product: zinc finger DHHC-type palmitoyltransferase 21
Exons: 8
Coding region: 229-1026 (265 amino acids)
Biological process (GO): protein targeting to membrane; peptidyl-L-cysteine S-palmitoylation
Cellular component (GO): endoplasmic reticulum; Golgi apparatus
Molecular function (GO): protein-cysteine S-palmitoyltransferase activity
Source: RefSeq, a predicted model, not a curated record